Molecule: messenger RNA, 2378 nt
Organism: Chenopodium quinoa (quinoa)
Lineage: Eukaryota; Viridiplantae; Streptophyta; Magnoliopsida; Caryophyllales; Amaranthaceae
Product: nucleolar GTP-binding protein 1-like
Exons: 2
Coding region: 193-2214 (673 amino acids)
Biological process (GO): ribosomal large subunit biogenesis
Cellular component (GO): nucleolus
Molecular function (GO): GTPase activity; RNA binding; GTP binding
Source: RefSeq, a predicted model, not a curated record
AAAAAAUCAUUUUAGGUUGGUUGCCGAAAAAAAUCUCAGCCUUUGUUUAACCUACUUGAGCAGCCGCUAGGCAAUACACACAACAUACAGAAGAACGUUUCCUCUUCAUUGUGCUCUUGAUUCUACCAUUCACUCCAAGCUUUCUCCCCUCCAUUGAAGCAACUUCUGAGGGUUGAUAAGAAGCUUGUAAAAAUGGUGCAGUAUAAUCUUAAGAAAAUAACUGUGGUUCCCAAUGGGAAAGAAAUGAUAGACAUUGUUCUAUCUAGAACUCAACGACAAACCCCAACAGUUGUCCACAAAGGUUAUGCAAUUUCUCGGCUUAGGCAGUUUUACAUGCGGAAAGUGAAAUACACACAACAGAAUUUUCAGGAAAAGUUGUCAGCUAUUAUUGACGAGUUCCCUAGGCUUGACGAUAUCCAUCCUUUUUAUGGUGAUCUCCUCCAUGUUCUUUACAACAAGGAUCAUUACAAGCUUGCUCUUGGGCAAGUGAAUACUGCUAGAAAUCUGAUUUCAAAGAUCUCCAAGGAUUAUGUUAAGCUGUUGAAGUAUGGUGAUUCACUGUACAGAUGUAAGUGCCUUAAAGUUGCUGCUCUUGGUCGAAUGUGCACUGUGAUGAAACGAAUCAGCCAAAGUUUGGCUUAUCUUGAGCAAGUUCGGCAACAUAUGGCAAGGUUGCCUUCCAUUGACCCAAACACAAGAACAAUUUUAAUUUGUGGUUACCCAAAUGUGGGGAAGAGUUCGUUCAUGAACAAGAUUACUAGGGCUGAUGUAGAUGUGCAACCGUAUGCAUUUACAACAAAAUCACUCUUUGUGGGUCAUACAGAUUACAAGUAUUUGAGGUAUCAAGUGAUUGAUACCCCUGGGAUUCUGGACCGACCAUUUGAAGAUAGGAAUAUUAUUGAGAUGUGCAGUAUCACUGCUCUUGCACAUCUGCGAGCUGCAGUGCUCUUCUUUUUGGACAUCUCAGGAUCAUGUGGAUAUACUAUUGCCCAGCAAGCUGCCCUCUUCCACAGUAUCAAAUCUCUUUUCAUGAAUAAGCCAUUGAUCAUAGUGUGCAACAAGACAGAUUUGCAGUCAUUUGAUAAUAUACCUGAGGAAGAUAAGAAGCUGGUCAUGGAAAUGAAAGCUGAGGCUCUGAAAACAGUGGUAGGCCAGGGAGGCGAGGCUACUGAAGAGGGAGUUCUUCUAACCAUGAGUACUCUGACUGAAGAAGGGGUUAUUGCAGUGAAGAAUGCGGCCUGUGACAGGCUGUUGGAUCAGAGGGUUGAACUGAAGAUGAAGUCUAAGAAGAUAAAUGACUGCUUGAACCGUUUCCAUGUGGCGGUUCCAAAGCCUCGAGACCAGAAGGAAAGACCACCUUGCAUACCUCCCGGGGCUCUUGAAGCCAAGGCCAAGGAAGCAAUGGAAAAGGCGGAGAAGGAACAAAGAAUAACUGAAAGGCAGUUGGAGGAUGAGAAUGGUGGUGCUGGUGUAUACUCUGCUAGCUUGAAGAAGCAUUAUAUCUUGGCAGAUGAUGAAUGGAAAGAAGAUAUUAUGCCAGAAUUUCUUGAUGGGCACAAUGUUUAUGAUUUUGUUGAUCCUGAUAUCUUGCAUAGACUUGAAGAGUUGGAGAGAGAAGAAGGGCUUCGUCUUGCUGAUGAGGCUGAGGAAGACUUUGAGAUGGAUGGUGAAGAAUUGACAGCAGAAGAGAAAGAGGCACUGGCAGAAAUCAGGAGAAAGAAAAGCUUGCUCAUUCAAGAACACAGGUUAAAAAAGAGCACUGCUGGGAGCAGACCUAUUGUGCCGAGGAAGUUUGACAAGGAUAGGAAGUUUACAACCGAGAGAAUGGGUAGGCAAUUAUCAAAACUAGGCAUCGACCCGUCUGCUGCAAUCGACAGAGCUCGUAGCAAGUCAAGGGGUCGGAAGAGGCAGAGGUCACCAGAUAUGGGAGGAGAUGCCAUGGAUAUGGAUACUGAGCAAUCCAACAAGAAAAUGCGUUCUGCGUCUCAAUCCAGGUCUAGGUCGAGAUCACGACCACCAAUUGGCGAACUUGUACCAGGAGAAGGAUUCAAGGACUCAAUCCAGAAGGGCAAAGCUAUUAAUCUUGCCAAAAAAUCUGCCAAGAAAAGGAACAAGGAUGCUCGUAAGGGAGAAGGAGAUAGAGUCAUUCCUAAUCUCAAACCUAAACAUCUUUUCUCUGGGAAGCGCUCCAUUGGUAAAACUGAUCGGCGUUAGGACUUUUCUGGCUCUUACAAAGUCGUUCCAAAUUUUGUUUAUUACUUGGUUUUCUGUUUUUGUGCUUGACUAUUUUCGUUUGAUUUGAUUUCAAUAUGUAUGACUCUUUUUUGCUGCUGUUAAAUUAUACCCAUUUUAAUCUACUCCUGUUCAUUCAAUCUUCA